Molecule: messenger RNA, 3127 nt
Organism: Nanorana parkeri
Lineage: Eukaryota; Metazoa; Chordata; Amphibia; Anura; Dicroglossidae
Gene: RXRA
Product: retinoid X receptor alpha
Exons: 11
Coding region: 172-1791 (539 amino acids)
Biological process (GO): cell differentiation; response to retinoic acid; anatomical structure development
Cellular component (GO): RNA polymerase II transcription regulator complex; nucleus
Molecular function (GO): nuclear steroid receptor activity; nuclear receptor activity; retinoic acid-responsive element binding
Source: RefSeq, a predicted model, not a curated record
UUCCCCCCUUUCGUUUACCUCUGGGAAUAUUUCCUGUCCAUGUUUGUUCCUGAGUGAUAGCAUUCUCUUUAAAUGUUGCCAGCCAUGUAAGUAGUCGGGGAGGCUGUGGCAGGGAAAGGGUUAGCAGGCUGGGAGUUCUUAUCUGCAGAUGUUGGAGAGAGGGGAGGUGCCAUGUUGGGGCUGGGCUGGAACUUUCUGCCUCUUCUGUCACAGAUGCAGGAAGACCUACAGUCUUUGUACAGCCGUCAGCUGCUGACUUUAACCCCUUCUAGCUGCACUGGGCUCCUACAGCUGCAGGGAACCCCUCCUGCUCCGCUCACAGAGCUGUCCUCUUUGGCUCCCUGCCUGCACCCCUGGAGGAUCCUGGAUUUCUCCACCCAAGUCAAUUCCACCUCCCUGAACUCUCCAGGUAUUCGUGGUUCUAUGACCGCGCCUCUGCUCCACCCAUCCCUGAGCAGCUCCGGGAUCAGCCCAUCACUGGGAUCGCCCACUCAACUCCACUCGCCCCUUAGUUCACCCAUCAAUGGAAUGGGCCCACCGUUCUCCGUUAUCAGCUCACCUCUGGGCCCAUCAAUGCCCCUCUCCUCUACCCCUGGCCUUGGGUUUGGCACCGGCAGUCCUCAGCUCCAUUCCCCCAUGAACUCGGUAACCAGCUCGGAGGACAUCAAACCACCUCCAGGAAUCAACGGUGUCCUGAAAAUGCCAGCACAUCCCUCCGGCCCCAUGGCAGCCUUCACCAAACACAUCUGCGCCAUCUGUGGGGACAGAUCAUCAGGUAAACACUAUGGAGUCUACAGCUGUGAGGGCUGCAAGGGUUUCUUUAAGAGGACAGUUCGGAAGGACCUCACCUACACCUGCAGGGACAGCAAGGACUGCUUGAUCGACAAGAGACAACGCAAUCGCUGCCAGUACUGCCGCUACCAGAAGUGCCUGGCCAUGGGCAUGAAGCGAGAAGGGAUGGAGCAUCAUCCAUCCCCGACUACAAGAGAUCGCCCGUAUCCGGCGGAUAAAGCGGUGCAGGAGGAGCGUCAGCGGGGAAAGGACAGAAAUGAGAAUGACGUGGAGUGCUCCAGUAGCGCUAACGAAGAUAUGCCCGUGGAAAAGAUCCUGGAGGCGGAACUGGCCGUGGAGCCAAAGACUGAAACCUACAUCGAAGCCAACAUGGGCCUUGCUCCCAACUCUCCCAGCGACCCGGUCACCAACAUUUGCCAAGCUGCAGACAAGCAGCUGUUCACCUUGGUAGAAUGGGCAAAGAGGAUCCCCCAUUUUUCAGAGCUGCCUCUGGAUGACCAAGUAAUACUGCUGAGAGCAGGUUGGAAUGAACUUCUUAUCGCCUCCUUCUCACAUCGGUCAAUAGCUGUUAAAGAUGGGAUCCUUUUGGCCACCGGUCUUCACGUACACCGGAACAGUGCGCACAGUGCAGGUGUAGGAGCCAUCUUUGAUCGUGUCCUGACAGAACUAGUGUCCAAAAUGCGAGACAUGCAGAUGGAUAAGACAGAGCUGGGGUGCCUCCGAGCAAUUGUCCUCUUCAACCCAGACUCUAAAGGUCUCUCAAACCCGUCGGAGGUGGAGGCGCUGCGGGAGAAGGUCUAUGCAUCUUUGGAGGCUUACUGCAAACAUAAAUACCCUGAACAGCCAGGAAGGUUUGCAAAGCUGCUUUUGCGCCUACCGGCCCUCCGUUCGAUCGGCCUGAAAUGUCUGGAACACCUCUUUUUCUUCAAGCUAAUAGGCGACACACCAAUUGACACCUUCUUAAUGGAGAUGCUGGAAGCGCCUCAUCAAAUGACUUAAGAGAAAAGGGGUUUGGUUGUCCAUGUGCCGAGGGUGAUGGACGCAUCAUGUGACGCCCUCAGAGACACUUACAGAAAACGUCCAGGACCCCUAAUGCAGUGUCACAUGUGCGCCUUCAGUCCAUCCACAGAGCUAUAACCGUGCUCUCACAACACAACAGCAAUCAGUGACGGACGUCUGGGAUGCGGAUAAGCUGGGCUCAUCCUUUUUUUUUUUUGUCUCUUUCGAAGACAUGGCUUGGUUGUCGCUGCUGAAGCUUAAUUAAGUUGCUGUUGUUGUUUGGCUUUGGUGGCUCCAAAAAGACCACCAGCAUCUGAAACAUAAAAAAAAAAAAAUCCGCACAGAUCCCUUGGAGGGUGAAUGUAUUUUCUUCUUCUUUUUCGAAAAUAUAAUGUUGUAAAGACAAUGGAAAAGUUUUCUAAUCUGUGUGUUCCCACACGAGAACUGGCUUGUCAUGUUGUGGAGAAGUUUUUGCCGAUCUUCUGAACAAACUAUGAGAAGGUCCUUAUGUCGAUUGGCAUCGGUUUCCACAGGCAGACUAAUAAAACGGGUUGUAUGAGCCCUUAUUCAACGUUAGGCCUUAAUUCUCAAAGAACAAACAUCUCAAAAACAACUCAGUCGAGCUUGCUGUCCCCUCGCAUGCUUAUAUGUUGAGGGACAUAGCAAUUAAAACAGACGUUUUCUCCCUGUGGAAAGAGCAAAGCUAAUUCCACAGCUCGAUUUCCAGAACCAUCUGGGUGGUGAACCAUUAGCUUGUUUUAAGGCUCUAUGGAUCAAGGCACUACAGUUAUUUUGUUUUGAUGUAUUCAAGAAAUUGUAGGAAACCACCAGUUGUGAUUUACUGCCUCUUAAAAAAAAAAAAAAAAUGAUAGGCAAGCCACUUUGGGCUCCUCGGGUAGAUUUCAGGGAUCUUGUUCAUUUUUGUUUUCUAAUCCUGUAUUGCAAUCCUUCACAUCUAGAGAAGGCUUCACUUAACUUCUCUAGUGGCAUAAGGAGCCACAGAGGCAGAAAAUCCUGGUGAUUUUAAAAUGGUUGUUCUUAAAAAACAUAAAAAUGUACAGUACAGAAUAACAAUCGUUUCUAAAAUACAGCAACAGAGGUUUUUUUUAGAGAUUCAUAUCAACCAAAAUUACUUAUUGCAGAGGUUCCGAUUUCUUGUUGUUGGUAAAAGUAAAUCAUCAAAAAAACUAAGCUGAUAACUUUUUUUCUUUUGUAACUGCUGAAUAGAACAUCAGAAUGUGAGGUUUAGGUUUGAGAAGGGCUUAGGUUCAAAAGCUUGCAAUUGACUAUUUUGCCAACAAAAUUGACAUUUCAAGGCCUUCUUAGCAUCUGUCAC